Brassica rapa (field mustard) is the source of this 11781-nucleotide messenger RNA. RefSeq lists its product as uncharacterized. Lineage: Eukaryota; Viridiplantae; Streptophyta; Magnoliopsida; Brassicales; Brassicaceae. The record is from RefSeq and is a predicted model, not a curated record.
CAUAAGAGUUUGUGAUUACAUAUUUAGUGAUUCUUGUAUAUGUGUCCAAGAAAGUUUCAAUGGCUUAGUGGUAUCUGCCGUAUAUUUAUGUCAUACUAACCCGGGUUUGAUCGUUUCCUUUGCAUUGUUUUUUCAUAUUUUACAAAAAAAUAAAUGAGAUGACGUGGCAACUUCGGACUCUCUGAUUGGACGAUUUUUUGUGCCUACGUGGACACUUUUAGAGGAACUUAUAUAUCCAUUUUAGUAUAGUAUAGAUACACGCCGUUUAAGUUUGACUAGACAUUGUCGUUUUUGUUGUGGUAUGUUCGGUAUCUUUCUACCGUGUAAAAUAUCACUGCAAAAAACUUAAGUAAGACCACACUCCCAAUAAUAAAACAGUUCAAGUUAAAGCAGUAAAAAUCAUGUAAAUUAUGAAAAAUAAAAUAAGUCAAGUGUAGAUCAGACAUAUGAAGAUCAAGUAGUUUAUUAUAAUUUAAAUAUUAAAACAGUUUAAAUAAAGCAUACCAUAUAUCUAAAUUAAAAAUUACAAGAAAAAUCAAAACGCAAAAUACAUAAAUACAAUACAUAAACAAAACUAUAGAAGUGUGGAUGAGAAUUAGACAUAUAUUAUAGAAAUAUAACUUAAAUGAAUGUAAUUCAAAUUACCUUAAAGAAAGGAUGAUAAUUAGAUAAGAUUUUUUCUGUUAUUAAAGUAGUAAGUAAAGUGGAAUGCAAAUGUGGUGAUUUAUAGAAGAAAAAAAAUGUAUUUUAAAAUAAAUUAUUAAGAAAAUAGUAUUGUCCAACAAUAAAACUAAUGGGUGAACAACAUCAAUUUUUAUGCAGGAUAGAUGUAUUCAUGCUAUAUGUAAGGGUGGACGUUCGAGUAUCCAAUCGGGUUCGGUUCAGAUCUAUUCGGGUUACGGGUUUUCGAGUUCAAUGAUUUCAGUCUCAUUUGGAUAUUUCUAAUUUUGGUUCGGAUUCGGUUUGGAUCUUUGCGAGUUCGGUUCGGAUAACCCAUUUAAUUUUUUUUAAUUUUUUUAAAAACUCAUUAUAUGCUUAAAAGUUCUCAAAAUCUAUAAACAAAAUAAUACAUUACAUAUAAAUUUGAAUAAAACAUGUCAAAAUACAUAAAAUUAACAUAUAAAUUGGUUGGUUUGAAUAUUUGGAUAGAGAAUCAAUAGAUAUUUCAAGUAUUUUUGGUGUGUUUGAGUAUAUUUUAGCUAUUUUAAACAUUUACUUUUGAUUAUUUGUAUAUAUUUUCAAGUAUUUUCAACAAAUUAUAAGUAUCUUAUAUAUUUUGGAUUUUUCAUAUACAUUAAAUCUAAAAAUAUUUAAUAUAUGUAGAUGUAUAAAUAUAUGUCGGAAACUACAUUCGGGUACCCGAAAUACUCCGGAUCGGGUCGGGGUCGGUUUUUUAGAUACCAAAAUUUUAAACCUGUUCGGAUAUUUAAUCAAUUUUGGUUGGGUUCGGUACAACUUUUUCGGAUAAGGUUCGGUUCGGUUCUUCGGAUUCGAGUAGCCUAUAUGUGUGUAUUUUUGUCGGGCUAUAUGUAUUAAAAAAACACACAAAAUUUUGUGAUGUCUUUCUAUUAAGGUAGUGAUUGAAACUUAUUUACGGAGCAUAUUUGUAAUAAUAAGUUCGCAAUUUAUCAAGUGUCACCAAUCAUCAAUUUUUGUUUGUUCUAUAUUAGAAUGAACCACACUUACUUUUUGACCCGCUCAAUUAUGAUGUGGUUUUGUGUUCUGUGUGCGUUUUUCUUAAUUUACUAAUAUUUAUUAUAAUUAUCUGAUUUAAAAUAUUUUAAUGCAUUUUUAUAAUAUAUGUUACUAAUUGUUCAAUCAAGAUACUAUAAAAUCAUAUUAUUUAAAUAAUAUUUUCAUCACCUUCUAAUAUUUUUUUUGUUUUUUUUGUUUGAAUGUAAAAAUAUUAUAGAAUUUAUUAUAAAUUACUUUUAUAAAAACCUGAAAUAGUACUUAUUAAAGUAAUUUAAUAUUGUGAUGCAGUUUAACUGCAGUUUGUAUAAGAGAAACACACACUACGAAACAACUGCAUAAUACAUCUAAUAAAAUUUUAUAAAUAUAAUAUAUAUUUUAAAAAAAUUAUAUGCAUCUGAAACAUGAAAUUCAAUAUGCUGUUAGUGAGACUUUUUAGCCAAUAUCUUAAUUUAUUUUAAAUUUUAUAAUUGUGUUAUUUGUUUAAAAAAUAAUAAUUUAAGUUUGUUAUUUAAAAAUUAAAAUGUGGUUAAAUCAAUAUCAAAACUUUACUAUUGAAUCGUUAUUAUAUAAAUUUCAAAAUAAUAUAUCAUGUUUUUGUUGGUGUAUAGACUGUCAAAGUUGUGUUCGUUGUCAUUUAAAAAAAAUUAAAUAAAUUAUAAUAUGUAUUAUAGUUUGAAGAUAAAAUAUUUUUUGGUUUUUGUUUAAACACCAAAAAAUUGAAAAAUAUACAAGAUCAUAUUUUCCAUAUCCUCUAAAAGGUCAAAUAGAAAAUAUGAAAAGUUGAUUGCAUAUGUUUUUUCAAUUAAUCAAUAACAAUAAACUUUGUUGAAAAAAGCAAUAACAUUAAAAUAAGAUAGAAAAAAUCAAGGAGUAGUUGCAUAUUUAUUAUUUUGUAGUAUUUAAUAGUUAUAAAUAAAUAAAUAAGUCUACACUAUUCGUUUUCAAUUGUGGUUUUUUAACAUGUGUCCUGCAGUCCAUUUUUAUUUUAAUUUUAAAUUAUUAUUUUUACAAAAGUGGCAAUAGAAAAAUAUUUGAAUGUCAUCAUAUAUUUGUCCAUGUGGUGCGUUUCUUUUGUCCCACUUUUAACAUUCAGAACCAUAAACUAGGUUAUAAAAAUUUGGAUACCUAUUUAGUUGUUAGUUUGGUUCUAGUUCAGUUUUGGUUUCUGGAUUUUAGACAUAUAAGACAUGCUUGGGUAAUUUAUAAUAUCCAAAUUUGAAUUGAACUAUAUAUUUUUGGUUCUGUUCUUCGGUUCUGGAUAUAUGUGCUCAGUCUAAUCUUCCUAUACGAAUAAAAAUAUUAUAUUUGUUAAAAUAAUCUUAUAUAUAUAUAUAUAUUAAUUUAUACAUAAAAUUUAAUUUGUAUUUAAAUUUAACUUAUUUUUAAAAACUUGUAAUGGUCAAACCAUGACUCGUUGUCUAGUCGGCUACGAGUUGUGUUAAAAACUCGUCAGAUUGAUGAUAUUAUUCAAUUUUUGAAAACAGGAUAGGAUCGAUCGGUUGAACCGUAACUUAUUUCUCUAUUCAAUUACAUGUUGUGUUAAAAUUUGUAUUCUGAGUCAAACCGGGGGAAAUGGUGAAUCAAAGAGUUAUUGAACCAAAUACCACAAAAACAAAUCAAUUCAUGUAUAUUCAUAUCUAAAUAUUUCAGGGGAUCAAAUUUUUAAUUGAUAUUGAAUUUGUAAAAUAUAAUUUAUAUUCUAAAUCAUUUUAUUAUAUUUAAUUUAAGUAAAAAUAUUAAAAUAUUUACAAAAUUUUCAAUUUGUAUUUUUAUUUCAAAAGAAUUUAGUAGUUAAAUUUAACAAAAAAUAAAUAUAAAUCAUAAUUUUUAUUCCAAAUUAAUAUAAAUAUUUAAGAUUAUAAAAUAUUAUGACAAUGUCACUAAGUAAACAAAUUUAAUUUCAAACCAUAUUAAUAUAUUUAUUAUACAUUCUAUUUCAUAUCAAAACCACAAUACUAAUUUUCCUAUAAAAUCCACACUUACCUUCCAAACCACAUGAACCUUAAUUCCGUACCGCUUAUAUUAUCAAAUUUUCGGUUACCAUUCAGACCUUAUGUAUUACAAAAACAUAAAAAGACGUAUAGUGAUUUUAUGCAGAAAAACAUUGUGUCCAUAUAAUCUACAUUUUUAAUUUUUACUUUCAAAAUUUAAGAUUAAGGGUUUGUAUGGAAAGAGAAAUUAAAAAUGAUUAUUUUACCAACACAUAGCAUCCAUCUACAACUUACCAUUCAAUAAAAAGUUUUUUUUUAACUGCGUGUGUUCCACUUUUUUAAGAAAGCGAUGUACAUUAUAGGUAGGGUUGGGUUACUGGUCAAAUCCGUCCCGCUGAUCCGCAGGUUUCAAAUUAUUUUUUGUCAAAAAAUAUGACCCACACAACCCGUGAACAAAUAUAUAUAUACCCGCAUCCGCCCAGCUUAAUUCUAGGGGUAAUCUGCGAGACCCACAUGUUAUUUUUUUAAAAAUAUUUUUUUUUUAAUACUUCUUAAAAAAUACUGUAAAUAAUAUAUUUAUAAUUAAAAUUUUAUAUUUUAUAUUUUUAUAAUUUAUAAUUAUUAUUUUUAAAAUUCCCGUAUUUUUCUAAAAUAUAUACUUUUUUACAAAAAAAACAUUUAUUUAUUUAUUUUUAUUUAAAACAAUUGCGGGUUGGCGGGUACCCACAAUUCAAAAUCCACCAACGACAUCCGCCCCGUAUAAAAUAUUGAUAACACGCUCCCGCAAAUCGAUUUUUUUUAAUUGCUCGACCCGCACCCGCCCCACGGCGGGUCAAACAGGGCGAGAUCCGUGGGUUAAAACUCAAAUUUCCAGGCCUAAUUAGAGGUCAGUUUUUGACUUUUAUUACACAAUAGAUCACUUUGUGCUACUUGAGUAGUUUUAGGUGGUUUAAGACCUUGCUGUCCCUAGAAAAGUGUAACCAUAAACCUUUUUGAAUGAUUUACACUUUAUAGAGAAUAUAUUUCUAGUAAUGUAUUUUUAUAACUAAAACCAAAUAAUUGUUAACUACCUUAACUAAUCUAACCAUAAUGGUCUCACAUUUCGCCACCUGCAUUAUCUCUCACCUCUCUUUGUUCAUCACCAAGGUGUUUUUCUUCAUGUCGAGAAAUAUGUCAUGCUUCUUCCUUUUUUAUUGUAAAUCACAUUUUUUCUGCAAAUCAUUUCUUUUUGCCAUAGUAGCUUCCUCUUCUCUUUAAUUUUCUAUAUCAUUAACUUACUUUUUCUGAUUGCAGAUAUCUAUUGGUCCAAAAAAUCAAUAUAGCUGAUCUGAUUUCUCGCUUUUUGCUUCCUAGAUAUGUGACGAAGUAGACACAUAAAAAGUAGCGGUAAAUCGGUGGUGUCAUCGACACAUCUUUUCCAAUUUGAUCACGUCUUUGGUUAGGCUGUAUAAGAAAUAAAUUGAUGAGAAAACAAAUGAAAGAGAAACUAAAUUUUGCUUGUUUUUGGAUGAAAUCGGAUAAUAUAUACAAUAUUAGUAAGUUUUGGGGAUAAACACACACAAAAAUAAAGGUUUAAUGAAGAAAAUCAAUGCCUCCUUCGAAAAAGAGUUACAUAAACGUUGGAAGCCCUAAAAUAAAGAUGGUGAUUUUUAAUAUAUAAUUGUCACUCUUUGAAAAUAUUAAAAUAAGAAAAAUUUAGCCACUGUGAAUCAAAGUCGGGACUAUAGAGACUGAAGCCAGCCAAGUAAUCAGUAAACCACUCAUACUUAAUUAAUUGAUUACAUACACGUAAACAUCAUAUUAUAAUCAUUUUUUAUUAAAAUAAACGUUGUAUUGGUCCGUUAUUUUGUUGUUUGAAUAUGUAUACAAGUAGUACAAAAUUUGUUGGUUUUAAGGAUAUAAACUUGGUUGUGCAUAUGUGUUUUAUUAUUAUGUAAUGUGUAGUACACUUUGGAUGUUUUGGUAUGUUAUAUAUCUGUAAUUUUGUUAUUAAGUAAACAAAUUGUAAAACAUCCUUGUUUCUAUAAGCAAACAAAUUGUGUAUUGCAUUUAUGUUUUAUUUUGUGUACAUCAUGUUUUGUACACAAAGACAUUGGAUGUGUAUAUAAUGUUAUUGUACACAUGUACAUGUGAGACUUGUGAAAAAUGAAAAAGGGAAAAAACCUUUAUAGGAAAGCAUGUGAAUGUCUGGUUUACGUGAAAUGAGGAGUUUUCAUGUUUGUGAAUAAAACUUAUUUUAGAUCUUGAUACUAUAGGUCUUGAGAUUUUUUUUCUUUUAUAUUCUUGGUAUAUGUGUGUACAUGUGUACAAUUUCUGUUGUGUACAUAAUUUUGUUGGUGUACACAUACAAAUUUUAUAUUCUUGGUACACAUAUACAAAUGUAUUAUUAAACAAAACUGAAGAGUAAAUUCAUGAUUUAAACGAUCUAUCUGAUAAGUAUGCAGAUACCAUUACCAACAAAAAAACAUAGUUAUAUGACAUGAUUGGGGUUAAUGGCUUAUUCCCCUAUGAACUUAGCCGUCCAUGCUUUUUCACACACUAACUUUUAGAUUAUGUCAAAACCCACACAAACUAUUCUUUUUUUUUUUGAAAUACCUACACAGACUUUCAAUUUUAAUCUAACUUCCACAAAACCAUAAACGGUGUUACAAAGCCGUUAAUGAUGUAUCUGAUCUAGUUAAAUUUCUCAUUUAUUUCUGGUUUAACCAAGAAUAAUAAAACGCCGUCGUUUUAGUCUUCUUCUUUAAUUGGGAUUUUUUUAAAUCAGAAUUAGGGUUCCUAGUAACGAUCUAGAGAACAGAGGGAACGAUGCAAAUCGUGAUUGAAAAUUUUCUGUAGAGUGAAGGUAAUUCUCAUCGGUAUUUUCGUUAGCCAGAGACGUAAUUUUGCGAUUGGUGGAUUGUGAAGUUUUGAGAUUGGUGGACUGUGAAGAGACAGAGUUCGAGAAUGAGGUUAGUGGACUUUGUUUUUCUCUGAAAUUCUAUGAACUGGGUUGGUUGUGUUACUUUCGUUUUGAUGGCCUCACUUUUAUUUUUGCAGUAGCGACAUAUUUUUGGAGUGUGAAACAGAGAGACACGACACAGAGAUGGAGGAAGAUGAGAGAGAUAGGACUCCAUGUGAUUUGAAAGUAAGAGUUGAGAGAAAUGUGAGGGAUUUUGUAGACGAAGAUGUUGAUUUGUUUGCUACACCUGUCGGCUCAGAUGAUGAAGAUGAUAAUGAAGGAGAUGGCUACUUGACAUACAAGAAAGGCAGUGGUGAGCUUCGGUUAAGACAAGCCUUUGAUAGUUUACAUGCUUUCAAGCAGGCGAUGGUAGAUUAUGUGUUAAAAUAUGGUUGGAAUGUGAAGUAUAUCCGCUGGGAUAAAGACAAAUCUGAACUCAAAUGUGCUAGUGAAGCAGAAGAAGGAGAGGAAGCUUGUAUGUGGAGGAUAUACUGCUCCUAUGAAGCACCAUUGCAAAAAUGGAUGGUUAAAGUGUAAGUGAAGGAUCAUAGUUGCAGUAAAAGUGGAUACUCAAGGCUGAUUACACAAGAAGUCAUUGCAAAAUUGUUCAUAAAUGAUCUUAGGGUUGAUCCCAAGAUAAAGCCGAAGGAGAUUUUGGCAGAUAUUCAGAAGCGUUGGGAUUUGACUGCAACCAUAGAUCAAUGUAGAAACGGAAAGAAAAGGGCUUUAGAAAUGAUCCAAGAGGAGCAUGAUCUACAAUUUUGAACGCUUAGAGAUUACCGGCUUGAGCUGUUAGAGUAAGUGUGUUUCAUGUUUUUUUUUUUUUUUUGUAGUUUCAUGAACUAUUUAUACUUAUUAUUUGUUUGUUUUACAAGGUCAAAUGAGGACUCAACGGUUGAGCUCGAGACACUCUACGGAGAUGAUGAUGAAGAUGUUUUCUAUAGAUUUUAUGUCUGUUUUUCUGCAUUGAAAAAGACUUGGUGCGCCCACUGCCGACCUAUAUUUGGUCUUGAUGCAUGCUUCCUCAAGUGCACAACAAAGGGUCAGUUGUUAGCAGCAGUUGGCAGAGAUGCAAAAAACCAGAUGUUUCCUAUAGCUUGGGCUGUUGUUGAGGUGGAGAGUGAAGACAAUUGGGUCUGGUUCAUUGAGAAGUUGCAGGUAGAUUUAAAUCUUCAUGAUGGUGAAGGCUUCACAGUCAUAUCAGAUAGACAAAAGGGCCUACUUAAUGCCGUUUCAAAUCUCUUGCCAAUGGUUGAGCACAGGAUGUGUGCAAGACACAUUUACGCUAACUUAAAGAAGAACCAUCCACAUAGGACUGACAUGAAAGGAAAAUUUUGGAAGGUCGCUAAGAGCUACAACAUUGCACAAUACAACAAGAGGCUGGAUCAGGUGAAGGCAUAUAACAUGAGUGUAUAUGAUUCAAUGAUGAUGAAGAAUCCCAAAAACUGCAGCCUCGCCUUCUUUACUACUUCCUCUAUGUGUGACGACGUAAGCAACAACAUAUCUGAGUCUUUUAAUCAUGCAGUUGACCCUGCUAGAGCAAUGCCACUAGUGGAAAUGCUGGAAACAAUUCGCAGUAGAGCUAUGUUGCGCAUUGAGGCAAGGAAGUUGAUAUCAAAGAGUCAUAGAGGAAAGUUCAGUAUUAAAGCAAUGGAAAAAGUCAGUGAAGAGCAAAAAAAAUCCGGCGCUGCACAAUAUAUCCUUGCGGAAAUGAUGUAUCUGAGGUGAGUGAGAAAAAUACUGCAUACAAAACAAAAAUGCUUGAGUGAAGUUGCACUUGUCGAAAGUGGGAAAUGUCGGGAUUACCUUAUCGUCAUGCUUUGAAAAUUAUUUCUGUAAAAAAGCGCAAGCAAGAAGAUUAUAUGGCUGACUGUUACCUCACCUCGACAUGGAGAAAGCAAUAUGAAACACCCAUUGAAGCUGUCUGUGGGAUAACUUUUUGGGAAAAAUCAGAAGAUGCAAGGAUUAUUCCACCACCAACAGCACCUGAACAAUCAAGAGGACGGAGGAAGAUUCCUAAGCGGAUAAAAGGGAGGAACGAAUCUCCUAGCAAGAAGAAGACUAAGGAUAGGAAUGAGUCACCUUCAAAGGUUUCAAGGGAGAGAAGGAUCAUUCAUUGUGGUAGAUGUGGAGAAGGUGGACAUAACUCAAGGAAGUGUGCAAAUGUUGGAGUUCCAAUUCAAAGACCCCCCAAAAAGAAGAAUGUAACACAAGGUGAAGGAUCAAGUCAACAACCACAAAGUCUAGUGUUCGAAUAACAAGGCAGCUUCAUGGUUUCUAAAUUUGAUUAUGGCUUUUUUUUUUUGGUUUGAUUUAAAGCUUUCUUUUGUUUGUUUUAAGACUUCAUGUGGAUUAUUUUAACGCUUCACGGUUUCUGAAUUAGGUUUUAUUUUGAGGAUGUUAUGAAAUGGUCAGUGUAGUGCCUAUUAAGUUCUACAUAAUGAAACAGUUCUAGAUUUAUAUUACAAGUGGUCAUAGCCACCAAAGUACAUCACCACAACACUAAAAUAGUUCCAAAAGCCAUAGCCGCCUAUUUUACAUUACAGAAAAACCUCCAUCAUCCCUCUUAACCAUACCCGUUUAACAAUACAGAAACACCUCCAUGUUCUCUCCAUCUCCAACACUUAGCUGCAUUACAAAUUUACAGAAAAAACAAUUACAACAGCACAAACAACCAUGUUCUUUAACCCUUUCACCUCCAUCUUCCAAUCUUGAAGUUCCUUCUCAAAUCCUUGUAACUCCUUUUGUAGACCGUACACAACUGCUUCACAAGUGCGUAUCUCGAUUGUAAGAGUCUCUAACUCUGAAUUAAAGCUCUCAAUAUUCUUUUCUAAGUUGCUUGAAGCUCUUCAAGAUCACCAAAUUUCACUUUCAUAUCUUCAAUCUCUUCAAGGGCUGAUCGAUCCGCCCACUUGAACAAAUGAAACCAACUAUUCUAUAAGAAGCAAACGAUAAUUUCAUUCCUUUUAGAAAAAAAAAAUUAAACCAGUUUUAGCUAACAUAACAAAUCGAUUUUUUCCCAGAAAGACACAACCAGAUCAUGUUAACUCGAACCAAUUCCCAGAAAUACACAGCCAGUAACAUUACCUCAUCUCCGUAUGGACAAGAAUGAAAAAGCCUUCCUGGAUUUUUAACUGUUCGAGACGUAAGCAACCUCACACGUUCUCCACAUCUGCAAUGAGUCGGAAUUCCUCUUCCGUUAACGUCCAUUCUCCAAUUCUCCUACUGCUGUUUCACUCGAAUCUCUCGCUCGACUCUCCUUCUCUGGUUCGUUCUCCAGCUUAUUUCGAUACUAGGAACCCUAAUUCUGAUAAAAAUCCCAAUUAAAGAAGAAGACUAAAACGAAGGUGUUUUAUUAUUCUUGGUUAAACCAGAAAUAAAUGAGAAAUUGAACCAGAUCAAAUACAUCAUACCAUUUAUGGUUUUGUGGAAGUUAGAUUAAAAUUGAAAGUCUGUGUAGGUAUUUAAAAAAAAAAGAAUAGUUCGUGUGGGUUUUGACAUAAUCUAAAAGUUCGUGUGUGAAAAAGCAGGGAUGGCUAAGUUCAUAGGGGAAUAAGCCAUUUACCCGACAUGAUUGUAUCUACAUCCACUUCCAUACAAACAUAUUCUUUUCUGAUAAAAUGUUUCAUUAUCCAUAUGUAUACUGGAAUACAAAUAUCCACAUGUAAAUCAUAUAAAAUAGUAUCCACAUGUAAAUUCUAUGAAGUUAGUGUCUUUGCACGUCAAUAUCUACUUAGUCAACCCCCAAAUGUUACUCUCUUUUUCUCUGUUUGUAAUGUUGAUACACUUAACCAUAACAAAACAAAUCUAUAUUUAGAAGUUUGAGAGCAAAAUAGAGGAGACAUCUUCACAAAUAGAAAGUAUCAGGUCAAAAACAAAUUAUACAAAAUAUGAUGGAUCAGAUUUUGAAAAUGCCAAAGUUGCCCAUUGUUUCUAUUGAACUACUCACAAGUGGUGGCUGUGACGGAAAAGGGAAAGCGACGAAAAUUUCAGAGCUUCAGAACCAAUGCCACAACUUUGAAUUGCGUGUAGGAACUCAAGGCAUAGGUGUAUCAUAGAAUGAGAGAGAGAGAGAUAGAGAGAGAGAGAGAGAGAGAGAGAGAGAGAGAGAGAGAGAGAGAGAGAGAGAGAGAGAGAGAGAGAGAGUUUGAACAUGAAGGAAUAGUCGCGAGUGAGAGAAGAUGAUUGCGGCACUGACAAAGAAACACGAGAAAAUGAAAGAAGCCGAGCCAUUGUAGACAAGGGAGAGAUGAAUCGAGAUAGAUGUCACCACAGGCUGGAUCCAUCAGGAUGAAAGUGACCAUGAUUGAAGAUUUCUUAGAGAUUUAUGGGUCUUGCCCAAGAUAUGAAUCAAUCCUAAUAUCUCUUUUCGUCUCAGGUUUUGGAAUCACACACGUCACUUAGAGUCACAUAUUUAUCUGAUUUUUUUUUUAUUUUCGUGGAAACGUUUUUGGAUUAGAAAAAAAAAUAAUGGUUGAUUUUGAGAAAAAAGAAGGUAAAAGCAGCUCCAACAGUGGAGAACUCCUCUGAAAAUUUUAAUGCCAAAAAUAAUAUUUUAAUAGUAAUUUAGUUUUGAAAAUAAUUUUUAUUAUUCUUUCCUAUUUUGAUCAAUCAAAAAAGGCCAGAUGUGAAUACUGUGUUUUGAAAGUAUCUUACUAGCUCUGCUCUCAUAAACUUUUACGUUUCUCUUGCCUAUUUUCUCAUCAUUUUUUAUUUUUCUAAAAUAUCUUAUAUUCAUGGAAAAACGUCGGAUGGAACUAGUCUAAGGAUAGAGAAAAAUUGGGACCUACUAGUUACAAUUUAUUUUGGUUUCAACUAAUAAACAUAACAAAAACAUGUUUACUAAAUGCAACCACAAAACAUGUUAACUAAACUAAAGUUAGAAAUUUUUUAUUUCGAAUGCAAAUUGUUCUAUUAUGUAUUUUAAAUUGUAUAAAGUGACCCUAGAUAUAAAUGUUUCAAAAAAUUUCAUCAUAUUUGUAUAUUUAAUUAACAUUUGUUCAACUUUACCAUUAACUAAAGAUAAAUUACUUGGAAUGACUCUAAUUGAUCUAAUAAUUAUUAGAAUGACUCAUAUUAAAUUUUAAUUACUAGACUAAAAUGAGAUAUAAGCAAAUUACUAAAAGCCCAUCUCUAAUUUAAGUAACUACAAAUUUGCCACAUAUAUAAAUUAAAAAAAGGAAAAUAUAUGUUAAAUUUAAAAGAAAACAUCGA